AUGAGAGCAUACAAUCACCCUAUACUAGUUAACCCUACACGUUGGCUAAGAGGGCCAAAGAAACACGCUGCAGCAUUGUACCAGAAUGGGUACUACCCGUCCCUAGACAACAACCCAUUUGCAUUGGCAUUGGCACGACUCGACGCAAACUCGCCUUCAUCAACUUUACCCAUAGGCAAUGGCAUACCGUUGACAGUUACCCAACAGGACAACCACCACGUCCUCACCCCAACCCUAAACGACACCAUCGAGCCCAGUCGAUUAAUCGUCAAUAGUGCCAGAUAUAUUAAAUUGAUCGUCGAUAGGCCAAAGGCAAUUCAAAAGUUGGUGCCCCUACAGUUCAUACAGCAAUGCAAGUCGUCAAAAGCAAAAGUUGGCAUGGAUAGGGAUAUGGUGGAUGUGAUCGACAAGAUGUAUAGGCAGAGGAUAGAGGAACUACUUGAGGAUGUGGGCAACGAGUCAGGAGAGUCAGGCAUCAUCCUCAAACCCAUGGACGUGCCAGUACGUAUCGAGGGAAGCACCACCUACGUCAACAACAUAUUCACUACCCACCCUAAAUUCAUCAACUACACCCAUCGCGAGCUAUCACAAUUAAUACUAGCGUAUACUGAUUUUGUAAAUCUAUAA
Candida albicans SC5314 is the source of this 627-nucleotide messenger RNA. RefSeq lists its product as uncharacterized. The transcript has a single exon. The record is from RefSeq and is a predicted model, not a curated record. Lineage: Eukaryota; Fungi; Ascomycota; Pichiomycetes; Serinales; Debaryomycetaceae. The coding region runs from base 1 to 627 and encodes 208 amino acids.